GGCAAAGUUUCCUGUUUUCCUUGCGCAGCCGAGAGGAUCCCAGCGCACUUUCCCUGCUUCAGUCAACUUGACUCCCAAGCGCCUGCACAGCCUACAUGUUUUGGGAUCGCUCAGACGUGAUGCGGCUUCUAUGGCCCCAGUUUGCUCGACAGUCAGAGAGAGGGAGGGAGGUUUUCCCCAGCACCAAGAAAAAAAUCGGCGUGCUCUCGACAGCUCAGUAGCUAAGGACAAGUUUCCUGCUCCCAGAUUUUCUCUGGAACUGUUUUCAGGAAGAGGCAACCCCCCCCUCCCCAUUUAAAUGGAUGAUUGUGUCACAAUUAAGAAAAAGCAUCUCCAAAGACCUAUCUUUCGAUUAAGAUGUUUAGUAAAGCAGCUGGAGAAAGGUGACGUUAACGUGGUUGACCUAAAGAAGAAUAUUGAAUAUGCAGCAUCUGUAUUGGAAGCAGUAUAUAUUGAUGAAACAAGGAGGCUCUUGGACACAGAGGAUGAACUCUCGGAUAUCCAGUCCGAUUCAGUCCCACUGGAAGUACGGGAUUGGUUGGCGUCUACCUUCACGAGGAAAAUGGGGAUGACAAAAAGGAGGCCAGAAGAAAAACCCAAAUUUCGAAGUAUCGUGCAUGCAGUGCAAGCUGGGAUAUUUGUAGAAAGAAUGUAUCGAAGAACUUCCAACAUGGUUGGGUUGGCCUACCCAGCAGAAGUGAUAUCAACUUUUAAGGAUGUUGAUAAAUGGUCGUUUGAUGUGUUUGCCCUCAAUGAAGCAAGUGGAGGGCACAGCCUGAAAUUCAUGAUGUAUGAAUUGUUUACCAGAUAUGACCUUUUGAGCCGUUUCAAGAUCCCCGUUCCCAGUCUUAUUUCAUUUGGGGAGGCUCUGGAGAUAGGCUACAGCAAAUACAAAAACCCUUACCACAACUUAAUCCACGCGGCGGACGUCACGCACACUGUGCAUUGCAUCAUGCUUCUGACUGGUAUCAUGCACUGGCUCACUGAACUGGAAAUACUAGCGAUGAUCGUUGCAGCUGCAGUCCACGAUUACGAGCACAAUGGGACGACGAACAAUUUCCACAUUCAGACCAGGUCGGAUGUCGCCAUUUUGUACAAUGAUCGCUCGGUUCUUGAAAACCAUCAUGUGAGUGCCGCUUACCGAAUAAUGCAAGAAGAGGAAAUGAACAUCCUGGCAAACUUAACCAAAGAUGAAUGGAGGGAACUGCGCAGCCUAGUCAUUGAGAUGGUCUUGUCUACCGACAUGUCAGGUCACUUCCAGCAAAUCAAAACCAUGAGGCACACUCUUCAGCAGACGGAGGGGAUAGACAAAGCCAAAGCCAUGUCUCUGAUUCUACAUGCAGCUGACAUAAGCCAUCCCGCCAAGUCCUGGGAACUGCACUACCGGUGGACAACAGCACUGAUGGAAGAAUUCUUUCGACAGGGAGACAAAGAGGCUGAACUUGGACUGCCAUUCUCUCCUCUCUGCGAUCGCAAAUCUACCAUGGUGGCUCAGUCCCAAAUAGGUUUCAUUGAUUUCAUAGUGAAGCCAACAUUUUCUCUCCUUACUGACUCCAUGGAGAAAAUUGUUUUCCCUCUUAUAGAGGAAGCUUCAAAAUCGGAAAGCCCUCCCUUUUUGACAACACCCAGUGAGAACAGCACUGGAGACAGGAGCACGGAUGCGCACAAAAGAAUCGGGCCUCGUACCACUGCAUGCUAUGGUGGGACUUGCUCAGAAAACUCUUUAGCAACUGUGGAUCUAAUGAGCUUCAAAGACAACUUGGUUCAGAUCAUCCAAGAAAACAAAGACAGGUGGAAAGAGUUAGCUGAAAAAGAAGAGCUCGUGCAAAAUGUCGGUGGGCAGCACAAAGGCCAGCCUAAAGACCAAAGCAGACAUGCCACAGGCACACAAUCAGAGGAGGUGGCAACCAAGACGCCAAAUGAGAACACGCAGGGAAGUGAUGACACAGCGUUGUCAAUAGACUCGUCCCCCGCCUCCGUAGCUCUUCAAGUGAACUCUCUCAAUUCACUGAUCAAUGUACCCGGCUCUGAGACUGUGUCUAAACUCCCUGCAAAUAUAAAAGGAACGGCAGAUGUACAGCAAGAAACACAAGCCACCGCCCCCCUAAAUGGUGAACCUAAACUUUGUAAGAAUACAGAAGAGCCAGUAGCAGCAUCAGAACCAAGCCAGGCGGUGCUUCACAACUAGAAGACCUGCAUCUUCCUUGUUUCUUGUCAUUUGGAAAAUGAGAGGGUGAAUGAAAUGGCACUAAAACAUCUUCGUUUCCCUCCAAGCUGUUAUCUUCCCUGCCAAAUCGUCCUUGGACCAUCUUAGCUAUACGUAGGAUGGAUGGAUACAGAUGUCUGCCUUUAAAAGAACUACAAAGCCUUGAGCGGGUAACUCGAGGUGCUUAUAGAAGAGCUCACGAUUUGGAGUUAUUUUCUUUCUCCUUCUGUUCUGCCAUCCUUAGCUGGAAUACAUUUUUAGGCAAAAGAAGAAGGAGGAAGAAGAAAUGAUUUUGACCAGUGACACCAGCCAUUACCAUCUCGCCCUGUAUAAA
Gekko japonicus is the source of this 2540-nucleotide messenger RNA. It is a transcript of the gene PDE1A, whose product is annotated as phosphodiesterase 1A. Lineage: Eukaryota; Metazoa; Chordata; Lepidosauria; Squamata; Gekkonidae. Gene Ontology annotation, molecular function: 3',5'-cyclic-nucleotide phosphodiesterase activity. Bases 299 to 2188 code for a protein of 629 amino acids. The transcript is spliced from 16 exons. The record is from RefSeq and is a predicted model, not a curated record. Gene Ontology annotation, biological process: signal transduction.